GAUGUAACAAGACAAUAAAACACAGAACCUGGGCAGUUUUGAGCAAGCCACAGGCUGUGCGGGUGUCAGGAGUGGGCCAGCAACACGGCUCAGCAGCCAUGGGGGAGCCUGGAUCAAUCAUGAAGACAAACCAGCCUUCUCUGGGAAAGCUCCAGAGAAACAUGAUGCCCAAGACUUUAGCGAAGAAGAGACAACUGGUUUCAGCCAUGAGCAAGCGGAGACGUCGGGAACGGACUGAACAUCCAAUGAGGCUGACCAGCUGCAUUUUUAAAAGUGCAGUCACCAAGGUGACUGCCCAUCAUGACAGUGUUGUCAGGCCAAGGCAGCAGGAGGAGACCUUGGAGAAGCCCCAGCAGAUGAGCGCCUACAGGAGACUGCAGGGGCUCCCGGUCUGCAGCAGUGACGGGGAACUUCUAAAUACUUUGGGUGUGACAAAUGUGAGGAGAAUAACUGCACCAGGAAGUGCGGGUGAAUCCCUGGGCCGUGCUGGUCCUGGGUCUCUGCACACCAGCUCCCAGCCCAGUGCAGCACUUGUAGAGAUGAUCCCAGGAGCAGGUCUCUGGGGCCCACAGCUUCUGUGCAGGCAACUGGUCACCCGUGGAGACAUCCAGAGACAGAAUCUCAGAGUGAGGAAAGCAAGAGAAAGACUGGCUGUGGCUUUGAGGGAAGACAGGCUGGCCAGGGAGGCAGAGAGCCAGGAGUGA
Myotis davidii is the source of this 704-nucleotide messenger RNA. Its product is annotated as putative methyl-CpG-binding domain protein 3-like 3. The record is from RefSeq and is a predicted model, not a curated record. NCBI's taxonomy places the organism in Eukaryota, Metazoa, Chordata, Mammalia, Chiroptera, Vespertilionidae.